This is a messenger RNA of Pseudophryne corroboree (corroboree frog), 897 nucleotides long. RefSeq names its product olfactory receptor 9G19-like. NCBI's taxonomy places the organism in Eukaryota, Metazoa, Chordata, Amphibia, Anura, Myobatrachidae. Gene Ontology annotation, molecular function: olfactory receptor activity; odorant binding. Bases 1 to 897 code for a protein of 298 amino acids. Gene Ontology annotation, cellular component: membrane. Gene Ontology annotation, biological process: G protein-coupled receptor signaling pathway. The record is from RefSeq and is a predicted model, not a curated record. The transcript is spliced from 5 exons.
AUGGAACAUACACAGAAAUCUGAAGUUGACUAUGGUGAAAUUUACUAUCCUGUGGCUUGGUACAGUAUAUUAUGCUUGGCCAUUGUUAUAUCUACCUUGUACAAUUUAAUGUUAUACCAAUUAGUCUUUGACUCAGCUUUCAUGAAUGGAGCAUUAAAAGAAGAGGUUGCUCUGUCCCCACAGCCUGGGAUCAUGGACGUGCAGAAGAUGAAGAGUGAUUACAAAAAGAAACACAGCCUCUUAUUGGCAUCUGGCACUUGGAUAUCAGGAUUCUUAAACUCACUUGUGGUUACAAUCCCAGCAUCACACAUGUCCUUCUGUCAUUCUCGCACCAUACGCCAGUUUUUCUGUGAUGCUAAAGCUCUGCUGAACAUCUCCUGUGCUGGCCGUGAAGAUUUCUAUAAUGUAUUCUAUAUGGAAAUAUUGAUGUAUGGAGUUUUCCCAGUCAUGUUCUGUUUGACAUCAUACAUAAAAAUUAUUGGAGUCAUCUUGCAGAUAAAAUCUAAGAUUGGAAGAAAGAAAGCCUUCUCCACCUGCUCAUCCCACCUCACCAUUGUCAUUAUGUACUAUAUGACAGGUGUGUCUGUGUACAUGAUGCCACCAUCAGAAUACUCAGAUGUCCUAGAACCAGUGUUUAGUGUACUGUACUCAGUUGUCACCCCCAUGAUAAACCCUCUGAUCUACAGUCUACGGAAUAAAGAUGUGAAACGUGCUCUGCUGAGACUACUGGGGGGGAAACAAAGUACACCAUGGAUUCUACAUGGAGAAGAGGACCGACCAUCGUGUGAUCAUAGAUUUGACUAUGUUGAGAAUGGCAAAAUAAAAACAAAAAAAAUCAUAAAAUCCACCGAUUCCAGAGCGUAUAUUAACAGAGACAGCUGUUACCAUGAACACUGA